Striga hermonthica is the source of this 327-nucleotide messenger RNA. The record is from the annotation of a GenBank genome assembly. NCBI's taxonomy places the organism in Eukaryota, Viridiplantae, Streptophyta, Magnoliopsida, Lamiales, Orobanchaceae.
AUGCAGCAAGGUGCAUCAGAUGCUGAUCUGAACAUCCUUCCCAAGUACAGAUUUCAAGCAUCCAAGGAUGAGGAAAAAGCUAAUAUUGCAGCUGGUACUAUGGUUCCUAUUGAAACAAGCAGUGGGUACAUGGCUAACGACCAAAUUCUUUCUUCUGAGGAUGCAGAAUGUUGUAUAUGUCUCUGCCCAUAUGAGGAUGGAACCGAAUUACAUGCUCUUCCAUGUAACCAUCAUUUUCACUCAACUUGCAUCGUGAAAUGGCUUAAGAUGAAUGCCACAUGCCCACUCUGCAAGUACAACAUCCUCAAAGGGAAUGAUCAAGUCUAA